Fusarium mangiferae is the source of this 2658-nucleotide messenger RNA. RefSeq names its product putative APG9-integral membrane protein required for Cvt and autophagy transport. Lineage: Eukaryota; Fungi; Ascomycota; Sordariomycetes; Hypocreales; Nectriaceae. The transcript has 3 exons. Gene Ontology annotation, biological process: protein localization to phagophore assembly site; autophagy of mitochondrion. The record is from RefSeq and is a predicted model, not a curated record. The coding region runs from base 1 to 2658 and encodes 885 amino acids. Gene Ontology annotation, cellular component: autophagosome; phagophore assembly site.
AUGUCCUCAAAGUUAUUCUCCCGAUCGAAUUUCCCCGCAAGAGGGUCACGGUCGUUUUAUGAACAGUUACGUUCUGGAGAUGAUGACGAGUACGAUCCCGGCAUCGAUGAAGAGAACCUUGGCCAUCGAUUCGAUGACGAUUUUCAUCCCGAAGGACUCGAUAUUGGCGAUAGCCGUAUGACAAUAGAAAGCGCAGCUCUGGACCCAAAGGGCAAAGCAAGGGCUAAGACACUAAGGAAGCAGGCGCAAAGUUCCGGCGGACCGUCGCCGCGAUGGCACCAGCAGGACGACGACGGUGACAACGAGGUGCCUGCAUCGUUGCUCAUGGAGCCAAAUGAAGCAGUAAACUUGCCCCCAAUGUCGCCCAGACGAGCAGCCCCAUCCAACGAUCAUCAAAGUCCAGAAGUUGCAGGCCCAUCAUCAGCACGGGCAAGGGCCCAGUGGGAAGCAGCCACAGCUCAGCAACAACUUCAUCAAGAAAAUAGUUAUGGAGUGCCCGUUGGACCACAGCCUAUUCCCGUAGCUAGGGGCUCAAUAGCGAGUAACCCGAGGGAGAAAGCACUCUGGCGAUGGGUUAACACCUCAAAUCUAGACAGCUUUAUGCGGGAUGUUUACGACUAUUAUGAAGGUGGGGGACUGUGGUGCAUUCUGUGUGCUAACGCUCUCUGGCUCUUGGAGACACUUUUCGUCGCGGUGUUGCUAACCUUCCUAUGUCAAUGCAUUGACUAUUCAAAGAUUCCACACAGCAAGUCCUUACAUGAGGUUGUAGUCCCCCAAUGCACACGCAAAAUGUCCGGUCUCUGGAACCUGGCGAUUUGGCUUUACACCUUCUUCUUCAUCUGGAAGUGUGUACAAUACUUUGUGGAGAUUCGCCGCCUCCUCUACAUCAGGGACUUCUACAUUUACUUGCUGGAUAUCCCAGAACAAGACAUGCAAACUGUUUCGUGGCAGGAUAUUGUGGCUCGUAUUAUGGCCCUGCGUGAACAGAACCCGAAGACUGCAACAAACAUCACACCGAAACUGAGACAGUUCAUUGGCAGCCAGUCGAAAGAACGGCUUGAUGCACACGAUAUUGCUAAUCGACUCAUGCGUAAAGAGAAUUACCUCAUUGCGAUGAUCAACAAGGACGUCCUGAACUUGUCUUUGCCAGUUCCGUUUCUUCGCGGCCGCCAGCUAUUUUCAAAGACAAUGGAAUGGUAUCUUCAUUACUGCAUCCUUGAUAUGGCCUUUAACGAGUUGGGCCAAGUUCAGCAGGACUUUUUGCGCCCAGAUCGCAGACGCCUCUUGAGCCAGAAACUGAAGCAGCGGUUGAUGUUCGCAGGGUUCCUCAACCUUAUUUUUGCGCCUGUUGAGUACACAAAGGAUCCCAAGCAAGCUGCAGCGCGCAAGUACACUUCUCUCGCAGAAUGGAAAUUCCGCGAGUUCAACGAACUGCCACAUAUAUUCUACGAAAGGCUGCACAUGUCUUAUCCAUUCGCCACUCGGUAUAUCGAUCAGUUCCCGAAGAGGAUGACUGAAGACAUUGCGCGAACCAUCGCCUUCAUGACAGGCGCAAUUACGGCCAUCCUCGCCGUGGGCUCUAUUCUUGACUCGGAGCUUUUUAUUAACUUCGAGAUCACGAAAGACAGACCAGUCCUAUUCUAUCUCGGAAUUUUUGGUGCCAUUUGGGCUAUCACCCGAGGAAUGGUGUCUGAAGAGACAUUGGUGUUCAAUCCCGAAUAUGCCUUGAUGAAUGUCAUUGAGUACACACACUACAUGCCCGAUCACUGGAAAAACAAGCUUCACAGCUUCGAGGUUAAACAAGAGUUUGCAGAGCUUUACAAGAUGAAAGUGGUCAUCUUUCUCGAGGAGGUGAUGGGCAUAGUCACGACACCUAUGUUGCUUUUGUUUUCACUGCCUAAAUGCAGUGACCAGAUCGUUGAUUUCUUCCGCGAAUUCACAAUCCACGUUGACGGACUCGGCUAUGUCUGCUCCUUUGCGGUAUUCGACUUUCAGAAAGGACCAGGGAAUACAGGCCAUCAGGGGCAACGACCGGAUGUUCGUGAGGACUACUACUCAACGAAGCACAACAAGAUGGCCGCAUCUUACUUUGGGUUCCUUGAUAACUACGUUACAAACCCCAAGACUGGCAUCCCUGGCCAUACACCGUUUGGAGGAAAACCAGCCUUUCACCCACCUCCAGCUUUCCCAGGACUUGCUUCUCCAUCAUUAGGAGCAGACAUGCAGGGUUCUCAUAUUGGUCGGGCGGAAACGGGACGUGCCAGAAGUAGAGCCCCCGGUGGACGAGGUCCACGUACGGUACCAAUACCACAGCCUUCUCCGAUGGCUUCUAUCCUGCUAGAUCAGCACCAUCAACCAGCUGGGGUGAACAUGGGUGCACGUAGUCUUCAUUGGUCAAGGUAUCCGCGAGGAUUCCGCGGGGAAAGCCAGAUAACUGAAGAAGCUGAAGAUAGCGCGAUGAGACGAGCUGGGGAAGAUGACGAACCGUACGAGCCAGGGGGGGGACUAGGUGAAUCGACCUGGGAAACGUCUCCAGCGAAAGGGGUGACCCGGGAGAACAGUGCAGCCAAUACAGAGGAUCCCGGUGAAGGCGUAUUGGGUAUGAUAUACCAGCUUCAGCAAACGCAGCGAUCCCGGCGCGGUGGGGGCAUGGUCUGA